AUGCCCAUUCAGGAUGCAUGCCCUGAAUGUAAAAAAAUCACGUCUGGUGACUGGUCAGCGUCUGCGUGGCUCCAGUCAGCCGGGAUUUGUUGGACCGGAAUGGAGCGUGGCGGUAGGUGUACUUCUGUGGCGGCGCUCCGCGUGGGACGGGCGGAAUGCUGCGCGGGCGGGGCCAGAGCGCCGGCCGCGUGGAGUCCACGAGACCUAGACAGCGGCGAGAUAUUCUUCUACAAGGCACUGUCUGGUGGUGUACCCUGUACUGCUUGUGCUGAAUCCUGCGCCGGUGUGUCAUGUGGUGCGGGGAGGCGGUGCGUGGUAAGAGGUAGCAGAGCUAGAUGCGUGUGCGCAGCGACGUGCCGCCGUGCAGGUCCCGUUUGUGGAAGCGAUGGAAAGACUUAUCGAUCUCUUUGCCGGCUCAGACGAAGAGCCUGUAGACGUCCAGCCAAGCAUUUGACGUUGGAUUACCCCGGACCAUGUCGAGUUGGAAGCUGUGAAGGAGUACGCUGUGGCGGCGACAAACGUUGCGUGUUGGACGCCGAGUUGGGCCCGCAUUGUGUGCGAUGCGGCGCGUGCAGUGUCGCUGGCACGCCAGUUUGUGCGGUUGACGGACGUACAUAUGCUGGGGCCUGCGCUUUGAGAAAGGCUGCCUGCGAGCGUGGAAAGGCACUACCUCUUGCUUAUAAAGGCGCUUGUAUAGCAAACGCUACAUGUGCGUCCAUAUAUUGUGGGGCGGGACAAAGAUGCGUACGUGGAGGCGCGAGUGGCGCUCGUUGUGUUUCUUGCGGCGCGUGCGGCGGCGGUGCGAGACGAACAUUGUGCGGUACUGACGCAAGGACUUAUGGUUCGUGGUGUCGCUUACAACGUGCCGCCUGUCAUGCUGGGACCGUUGUUGACCCACUGCAUCCCGGGCCUUGUAAAGGUAGCAAAAAUAUCACGGACAAUGUUGUGACUCAUGGGAAACGCAAAAAAGAUGAUACAAGAGUUCUGUAA
This is a messenger RNA of Pieris macdunnoughi, 990 nucleotides long. The record is from the annotation of a GenBank genome assembly. Lineage: Eukaryota; Metazoa; Arthropoda; Insecta; Lepidoptera; Pieridae.